Chenopodium quinoa (quinoa) is the source of this 2008-nucleotide messenger RNA. Its product is annotated as (-)-germacrene D synthase-like. Gene Ontology annotation, molecular function: magnesium ion binding; terpene synthase activity. Gene Ontology annotation, biological process: diterpenoid biosynthetic process. The transcript is spliced from 7 exons. The record is from RefSeq and is a predicted model, not a curated record. Lineage: Eukaryota; Viridiplantae; Streptophyta; Magnoliopsida; Caryophyllales; Amaranthaceae. Bases 183 to 1835 code for a protein of 550 amino acids.
UUCUCAUUUUUAAAACCUAAAGAUUCCAAAUGGAAAGAUCAAUAAAAAACAGAUACAAUAGAAGACAAAUUUGUCCCUUAUAAAUUAACUUUGUUGGAGUUCAAUAAUUCUUCAGAAAACCAAAAAACACUUUAUCCUAAAAACUUCAGAUUCAAUAUUGAAUAAACUCUAAUAGAGUAAAUAUGCAGUGCAUGAUUGAGGAAACAAAUGUUGUUCGUCCUCUUGCAAAUUAUCAUCCAGACCUUUGGGGCGAUCGCUUCUUCAACUACACUCCUCCGGAUACGGUUACCCAAGGCCAAAUGGAGCAAGAGGCUGUAAAGCUUAAAGAGCUAGUGCGCCAAGAACUAUUGGUCAUUGACAAGGACCCAAAAGAAAGGCUUGUAUUUCUAGAUGACAUAAUUCGACUUGGAGUAGCAUAUCACUUUGAAGAUGAAAUUGAAGACAUCUUUCAAAAAUUCUAUAAGAAGUUGUAUGUUGAUAGUAGCUAUGAGGAUGAUCUUUACUAUGUUUCACUACGCUUUCGUCUUCUUCGACUACAUGGCUUCUAUGUUUCAUGUGAUGUAUUUGAAAACUUCAAAUGUGAGGAUAAAAGCUUUAAGGAUUGUCUAGCAAGUGAUGUGCAAGGCUUAUUGAGCUUGUAUGAAGCAUCAUAUCUAGGAGUACAUGGAGAGAAAACACUCGAUGAAGCUCGCGCAUUUGCUACUACUCAUCUAACCUCCUUUGCUACACAAUUAAGCUCUCCCAUGGCCGAACAAGUAGCCCAUGCCUUGAAAUUACCCCUCCAUCGACGUACUAUGAGACUAGAAUCAUGGCAUCAAAUCUCAUUUUAUGAGUCAAAGUCUUGCAACAAUGAAACUUUGCUUAAAUUUGCAAAGUUAGAUUUCAAUUUGCUUCAAAUAUUGCACAAUAAGGAACUUAGAGAUCUUACCAGGUGGUGGAGAAGCCUGGAUUUGGAAAAAAAAUUACCUUUUGCACGACAUCGGUUGGUAGAGGUUUACUUCUGGAUUUUGGGCGUGUACUACGAACCUAAGUACUCAUAUGCGAGGAUGUUGUUAACCAAAUUGUUCAAGAUUAUAUCUAUUGUAGAUGACAUCUACGACGCUUAUGGAACUGUCGAAGAGUUAGAACCCUUCACAGAAGCAAUUCGAAGGUGGGACAAAAGUUGCAUCGACCAAUUUCCGAGCUACUUGAGAGUAAUGUAUCAAGUUAUCUUAGAUACGUUUGAAGAAAUUGAGCAAAAUUUAGCUUUGGAGCAACGAUCAUUUGGUGUUUAUCAUCUCCAAAAACAAAUGGGCGUUACAUGUCAAGCUUACUUGCAUGAAGCUAUGUGGCGCCGUCAAAAUGUUGUUCCUACAUUCGACGAAUACAUGAAAAAUUCCAUUGGAAGCGCCGGCUAUUUGUACGUAAUUGUUGCCGCUUUUCUAGGCAUGGGGGAGUUAGCAACUAAGGAUGCCUUUGAAUGGGUCGACCAAACAACAAAGGCACAAAAAGCUUCAUGCAUACUCGCCAGGCUUUUGAAUGACAUUGCUAGCCAUGAGUUCGAGAAAAAAAGAAACCAUGUUUCGUCUGCAAUAGAUUGCUACAUGGAUCAAUUUGGAACCUCCAUCGAAGAAGCUACGAGGGGGCUCCAAGUAUACAUAGAGGAAGCAUGGAAGGACAUUAACGAUGAAAUACUUGGGCCAAAAAUCGUGCCCAAGCCUUUGCUUUUGCGACUCACCAACUUAUCAAGGACAUUAUAUGACGUUUAUCAUAAUGAUGAAGAUGGCUAUACUACUAGCACGUUUACGCAAGAAAAAAUUGCCACAAUUCUUAUUCAUCCUAUUGCAUUAUCAUAAAUUAUAAAUUUUAUGUGUCUCUUUUACCUUAAAUUUUACUUUUGUGUUGAGAAAUUUACCUUUGGUUAUAAAUAUAUGAUUUAUGUUGAUAAGAACAUAAAUGCAUGUAUAAUAUUAAUAAUUAAUAUUUACCUUUGUGUUGUAUUUAUAAUAUCCACCAUCAGUUUUUGCAA